AUGUCAUCAAAUGGCAUCCCUACAGCGUCUCCCAGCACCCAAGCAUCUGACCAACUGCCAACGCAGCCUGGUCAAACGUUGAACAACGGACGCUAUGAGGUGCACCGAAAGCUAGGCUCUGGCAUAUACUCAACGACAUGGCUAGUCUCCGACACUCGCUCAGAUGAGAUCGGAGCCACAAGCAAAUACUACGCUGCAAAGAUCCUCACAAUCGAGGGGUCACGCGAGCACAUCGAUGGCAGUUCGCGGGAGCUCGAGUUUCUGCAGCAGAUCGCCGCGUGCGAGGACGUCAAUUCUCUACCUGUCCUCCACGACCACUUCGAGGAGUCUGGGCCUCUGGGGACCCAUCUGUGCUUUAUAAUGAACUUAUUAAACUCGGACGUGUCUACCUUCCGUCGAAGCUCGCCGACCAAAUCGCUACCGGCGUACACUGUGAAGAAAAUACUGACACACACUCUCGAAGGGCUCAUACAACUGCAUGAACUCAACAUCAUUCACACAGACCUCAAGCUCGAUAACAUCCUCUUCAGCCGGGUUGGAAGCGACAAAGACGUCGACAGUGAACUGAAAUCGAACCCAGCGAUCGCAGACUCCGAGCUCGAGAUGGAGGGAAAGAAUUAUCCCCUCUUUCGCUCGCAGCCUCUCCCUCACGGACAUGCUUGGGAUGCUUCGCCCUCCCAAGCAGAGGCCAUGCAAUUCACUAUCAUCGACCUUGGUCAAGCCCAGCGUGCAGGCGAACAGCCGACCGUGGACGAGUUCUCGGCCUACUCUCUUCGCGCGCCUGAGCUGAUUCUGCGCUCGGACUUCGGGCCAAAGAUCGACAUCUGGGCCCUUGGCUGCCUAACAUUCGAAAUGUUGACGGGUCGCUGGUUGUUCGCACCCGAAGAAGGAGGCGACGAUUGGUCGCUCGAAGACGAUCAUCUCGCGAAAAUGCUGGAGCUCACGGGCGAGCGUUUCAGUCCCGCCAUGCUCGAACGUGCCCAGCUGCGAUCAAAGUACUUGGAUGCACAAGGCAAUUUACUCCGCCUUGAGCUGAUCCCCGGUCAGAGCAUUGAGGCUGCUCUGGCAGUAUACAAGACUAUGCCCACGUCCGAGGUCGCCGGCGCGGCAAGCUUCAUCCGCGCAUGUCUCAAAUUCGAACCCUCUGACCGCGCGUCCGCGAAGGAGCUAAAACUGCACCCAUGGCUGACCGGCAGUAGUUGCGCACAGCGCGCGAUUGAUGCGACGUCGGGAUGAAGGAAGAACUGGGCGCGGAUGCACGGCGCUGCACGUUCUAGCGGUAGCUGCGCAUGUCAC
Trametes versicolor FP-101664 SS1 is the source of this 1296-nucleotide messenger RNA. Its product is annotated as kinase-like protein. NCBI's taxonomy places the organism in Eukaryota, Fungi, Basidiomycota, Agaricomycetes, Polyporales, Polyporaceae. Gene Ontology annotation, biological process: regulation of mRNA processing; protein phosphorylation; spliceosomal complex assembly. Gene Ontology annotation, molecular function: ATP binding; protein kinase activity. Bases 1 to 1236 code for a protein of 411 amino acids. The transcript has 6 exons. The record is from RefSeq and is a predicted model, not a curated record.